This is a messenger RNA of Oxyura jamaicensis (ruddy duck), 2358 nucleotides long. RefSeq names its product cell surface glycoprotein CD200 receptor 1-A-like. Gene Ontology annotation, molecular function: signaling receptor activity. Gene Ontology annotation, cellular component: external side of plasma membrane. Gene Ontology annotation, biological process: regulation of neuroinflammatory response. Lineage: Eukaryota; Metazoa; Chordata; Aves; Anseriformes; Anatidae. The transcript is spliced from 6 exons. The record is from RefSeq and is a predicted model, not a curated record. The coding region runs from base 261 to 1157 and encodes 298 amino acids.
GAACGGAAGGCAGAGCUGUUCAGUCUGUUUCCUCAGCGUUCGCCUAGGCUCUCAGCACAGGAAGCCUAGUGCUCUCAAAAGUCAGAAGGAGGAACCUCUCCAGCUUUGAGGAGCCAGGCAGUCAGGAGAAGUGUGGGGAAGGGGGGGAAGAGAAAACACUCGUCGUGGCUGCUGAGGAUGCACUGGCAGGCAAGAAAUAUGCCCCAUGACCACAACUAGGUUGGCAGUGGGACGGAUGGAGUGACGGAGCCGACUGAACCAUGAAAAAAGGAGCUGACAUGAAGAUUGCUGGAAAGGCUGCGUGUAUUUUCGUGCUGCUCACCAUUACCAAGCUCACAAGAAUAACGGGAAACAGGAUGGCAGCACAAGUGGGUCACAACGCUGUGAUGACCUGCCCUACCAAAACAGAUGCAACCAUGGUGACGUGGAAAAUAAGCCCCAAGAUGGGAGGCCCCUGUAACUUGGGAUACAGGGCUGAUCAGAACAAGACAGACAAAACAAACUGCAGUGACAGGGUGAACUGUAAAUUCCAACCAGAACAGUCCUACGCCCUCGAGAUACGGCAAGUGGGAAUGGCUGAUGAAGGAAAUUACAGCUGCGAAGUGGUAAAUCAGGAAGGGAAUUUCCACCAGACAUACCAGCUGACUGUGCUAGUCCCCCCAAGGCUGUCCCUGUACUGUGACAACCACAGGAAUGCCGUCUGUGAGGCAGCAGCGGGGAGGCCAGCUGCAGAGAUCUCGUGGGUUCCAGAGAACAACUCCAUGACCAGAACAGACAGCCACGAUAACGGGACAGUGACCGUGCUCAGCAGGUUCACAGCACACAGCACCAACAGGAAGACUGUAACCUGCAUUGUGUACCACGCAACUCUGAAUGAGACCAAGUCCAUAGCCUGCUCCUCACCACAGAGCAACCUUAUCCUGUAUAUAUCCAUCGCUCUUGGAUUCCUGAUCAUUAUCACCUUCAUGGCUGUCAUUUACUAUUUUAAGCUCCAUGGUUGCAGACUCUGCCACAAAACCGAACCUCCCGAUACUUCUCUUACACAUUCCUUGCAGGAUGACACAACAGAGGUGGAACCUUAUACUACUUACGUGCAGAAGGAAAACACAAUUUACAACUCAGUGUCAGAUCUGACAGUGGGGCAGAAUCUUCCAUAAGGACUGUUAACAGCAAAAUGAGUGAUUCAACAACACUGGAAAAGGGGAGAGACACUUUACAAAAGACUUGUCAUAGAAAGAAACUUCUCAGCGGAUUUCUUCAGAUUCAGGGGCAACAUAGCUCACUAGGUCUCUUCAAAGACCUAUGCUUAUUGGUGAGUUUGCACAGUUCUUUCUUCCCAUUUUGCCUUUUUCCUUGGGAAAGCAAACAGGUUUCCUGUUUUUCCUUGGGGAAGUUUGACUGACAUCAAGCUAUAGUUUUUCCCAGAAAAAAUAAUAAUAAUAAUAAUAAUAAUAAAAAUGUCAUCAGUCUUCCCUUUGCUAUUCUUCAAUUGGAGAUAUUAGUUUUGUCAGUCACUUGUAGGCAUUAUUUUGACACAUUUGACACUAUCUUGCACACACUUGGGAGAUGGGAAGAGUGUUUAAGCUAAAAUGAAACACUCUCCAGGCAACAGACACUUUUUUCUAAUUUACAAAUGACUCAUAUAAGGGCUUUGAGUAUGGAUAAUCACAGAAAAGUUUAACUGGCAAAAGGUAUCAGUAUGGAAGACCUUUCAUCUCCCAGUUCAGAAAAUUGAAAUGAGCGAUGAAUUUACAAGUUCAUCCACUAAAAAAGAGACAUCACUAGCAUGUUGAAUUCACUUGUUAGGUUUCUAUUCAGUAUUUCCACUAAACGUGUUCAUUAGGUAGGUCAGAUUAUUGUUAUGAUUACUUUUCCCUGAAGGCGGACUAUUCCUCUUUCUUAAGAGCAUUGGCAUUAAGAUACGGUAAAAGAAUCAUGUUACUCAAAUCUGGUAAGCUAUUUUUAACAGAAACUAACAGCAAGUAUUUCACAAUGAAACAAGUUCAAAUGUAUCACCUACAACUGUGCAAUAAUGUAGAAAAAGGAUAACAUGCCUGCUAACUGUUUUCAUAUUUAUUUUUACUACCACAACUGAAGAUAUUUUCAUUCAUAUGUCUAGAUCUUUUAUUGGUAUUUUUAAAUGUACUUGCAAGCACACUUUGUUGUAUGUAAAUAAGCUUGUAUAUCUUAAUGUGUCUCAUAUUAAGGUGACUUCUCACCUUCCCAAAAUAUUCUUUGGGAAUAAGUCAAAUAAAUUGUUCUCUAUAUACCAGUGUUUCUCAAACUUUUUGGAUUGAUGCCUUACUACCUAAAUUAUGAACUGGCUUUACAGUAAUAAUAAAGAAAUCCACCUGUAAA